Phyllotreta striolata is the source of this 900-nucleotide messenger RNA. The record is from the annotation of a GenBank genome assembly. Lineage: Eukaryota; Metazoa; Arthropoda; Insecta; Coleoptera; Chrysomelidae.
AUGAAUAAACUACGCGUUUUACAAUCUCUGGUACGAAUGAUGCACACUACAAAUAACGUGAUAAUAACAGAAAAAAUCAACCAUGUUACCACUAUAGGAAUAAACAGGCCGGACAAACGAAAUUGCAUCGAUUUUCGCACUGCCAAAUCCUUAAAAAUAGCCAUAGAGGAAUUCGAACGAGACGACAAUGCAUAUGCAGCAGUUAUACAUGGUACAGGUGGGAAUUUUUGCUCGGGGUUCGAUUUAAACGAGCUAGCCGAUUUGGAAAGAGAUCCUAGUUCGUACGAUUCGUUACAAAACGGACUGUUAGGUUUGCCGAAUUACGUAAAAAAACCAACGGUCGCCGCCAUUAAUGGUUACGCGGUAGCAGGAGGAUUAGAAUUGGCUUUGUUGUGCGAUUUGAGAGUUGUGGAGGAUACGGCUGUGUUGGGAUUGUACGAACGGAGAUUUGGUAUACCAAUAUCAGAUGGAGCCACUGUUAGAUUACAAGCUAUGAUAGGAUUAUCUAGGGCUUUAGAUAUGAUUCUGACUGGUAGAUCGUUGAAUGCUAACGAGGCGUUUGAAUGGGGUUUAGCAAAUAGGAUUGUAGCGUGCGGAACGGCGUUAGGACAAGCUAUAAAUCUGGCAACUUCGCUGGUUAAAUUUCCGCAGGAUUGCUUGAAUAUCGACAGGCGAUCGACCUACAACGCGGCUUAUAAUAAAAUUUUCGACGAUUUAAUCAAAGAGGAACGGUCUAAUUCGAAAAACGUUUCGAUUGCUCAUAUAAUAGAAGGUGCUAAGAAAUUCAUCGCUGGUCUGGGGAGGCAUGGGAAAAGCUACCAUUUAACCGAAAAGGAUAUCUGUGAUUGGGAGAAAGAAUUUCGAUUGGCUAGUGAAAAUAAUCCCAAAAGUAAAUUGUAG